AUGGAGGAGAGAGAGAGAAAUGGAGGGAAGAAAAAUGGCUAUGACGACGGCAGUUUAUCUUAUGCUAAAUUGACCUUGUCAUUAGGAAUGACUAGUAAGGGACGUGAGAUCUACGAGCGUCCUCCACAUGUCUUUGCGAUUGCUGAUGCUGCGUAUCGUUCGAUGAAACGCUAUGGACGAGACUCCUGUAUUGUCAUAUCGGCCAUGGAAAACUGUGUCGAUUUGUGGAUACGGUCGAAUUGUAGCCUGAUUUACAGGGUAAAGAAUAUCCUGUUGCGAUCGAAUUGUAUUCUGGAAUCACUCGGCUGUGCUAAGACGAACCGUAACGAUAACUCAAGUCGAUUCGGCAAAUAUAUGCACAUCAAUUUCAAUUUCAAUGGAGAUCCCGUCGGCGGAAAUAUUUCCAACUACUUAUUGGAAAAGUCUCGUGUUGUUCGACAACAACGUGGUGAACGAAACUUCCACGUAUUCUACAACCUCCUACGAGGAUUCGAUGAUGGCCACUUGAAAGAACUUGGACUAACCAAAGAUCCGAAGAAUUAUUACUACCUGAAUCAAGGAGAAAGUCUACAGGUAUCUUCGAUAAAUGAUGCACAGGAUUUCAAGGAAGUUCAACGCUCAUUCAAGGCUAUCAGUAGCUUCAAGGAUGCUGAAAUUGAUGAGCUGUGGUCAGUGAUUGCCGGUAUACUGCACCUUGGCAACCUGACAUUUGCCGAUUCGGACAAUUCAACUGGUCAUUGCCAUGUCGUCGAUCAGGAGACACUGCGACGUGCUGCGAAAUGUCUCUCUGUCACUACGGAUCAACUUCAAAAUGCGCUCACAUCUCAGGUGGUAGCGGCUCGUGGAGACGUCGUUGCAAAAGCGCAUGAUGUGAAUGCGGCACUGUAUACUAGAGACGCAUUGGCAAAGGUGAGUGGUAGCCAAUGA
This is a messenger RNA of Haemonchus placei, 927 nucleotides long. NCBI's taxonomy places the organism in Eukaryota, Metazoa, Nematoda, Chromadorea, Rhabditida, Trichostrongylidae. The record is from the annotation of a GenBank genome assembly.